AUAUUGCAUACACUUAUAGACUUAGACUUGAAGACUUAGAAGAUAUACUUAUCAUAGCGUCGAUAUCAAUACCCGUGACGGUUUGCUUGUACACCUUAAACUCAUUCAUCUCAUACACACCGACAGAGCCAUGUAAUCUACCGGUCAACGAAGACACAUCUCAUCAGCAACUUCCCCUCCUCACUUAAACACGCUCAUCUCUCAACUAUACCCCCGAAGUCACCACCACAAUGCCGCCCCCCAUACUAGGCCAUCCAUUCCGGGUGUUCCUAUACACAAUCAAAGCCCUCGCACUAGGCCACGUCGCCGUGACCUACGGCUACAGCUGCGGGUACGGCUGGGGUCCAUCCAUGCUCCCCACAUUCCUAAUCAUGGACGAAUGGUUCGUAACCGACCGUUCCUACCGACGGGGCCGUGGUGUAAGUGUCGGAGACUGCGUCGUAUACUCGAUCCCCGUGAAGGCUGGCGAGGAGGGCAUAAAACGAGUAUUAGGCAUGCCAGGGGAUUACGUAUUAUUAAAUUCACCGGGUGUGGGGAGUGAGAAUAUGAUACAGGUCCCAAAAGGUCACUGCUACAUAGUCGGCGACAACCUGCCCUGGUCCCGGGAUAGCCGCGACUUCGGACCCUUACCUAUGGCCCUCAUAAAGGGCAAAGUGGUUGCCAAGGUGGCGGUAAACGGCUGGUGGCCCUUCAACUGGUUCACGAAGAUAGAAAGCGGGCUUCAUCCAGCCUCAGAUCCACCUAAAACAUGACGCCUCCUUUCUCACCUAUUCACGUGGAUCAAGCUGCAUUAUGAAGAUCAUGUGUAUAUAUGUAUUAAUUAUACUUGUAUUACGACUAUUUAUUUGUCUGCAUUGCAAGGAGGCGUCUCAAAAACAUGAUGGUAGUAUGCGGGAUAUCAUUUUUUGAGGAACAGGGGCAAUCUAAUUACAAGAAUUUAAUAAUCCCACGCCUGACGCUUACACACAAGUAACGCGCGAUCUGCUAGGAACAACUGACCGAACGGUCGUUGUUUUUCUUUUUUUGAAAACGGCAUACGCCGUACUGUACAAAUGAGAUUGAGUGUUUCCGCUUUCGCGAGGGUAGAUUCCUGGGCAAGGAAUACUACCUACA
Messenger RNA from Hypoxylon trugodes, 1113 nucleotides. Its product is annotated as LexA/Signal peptidase. Bases 231 to 752 code for a protein of 173 amino acids. Gene Ontology annotation, cellular component: mitochondrial inner membrane peptidase complex; membrane. The record is from RefSeq and is a predicted model, not a curated record. The transcript has 2 exons. Gene Ontology annotation, molecular function: serine-type endopeptidase activity. NCBI's taxonomy places the organism in Eukaryota, Fungi, Ascomycota, Sordariomycetes, Xylariales, Hypoxylaceae.